Haliotis rufescens (red abalone) is the source of this 1608-nucleotide messenger RNA. Its product is annotated as isoleucine--tRNA ligase, cytoplasmic-like. Bases 143 to 835 code for a protein of 230 amino acids. Lineage: Eukaryota; Metazoa; Mollusca; Gastropoda; Lepetellida; Haliotidae. The transcript is spliced from 6 exons. The record is from RefSeq and is a predicted model, not a curated record.
CAAGUGUUUUUGUCUGCUACAGUACCCACUGAAGGAAGUGGUUGCCAUCCAUCAAGACCCCAGUGCCCUGGAGGACAUCAGGUCCUUGGAGAAAUACAUCGUACAGCUCCUUGUGUUGCUGGACGUGAGUCCGAACCAGUCCAUGUUGGAUGAGGGGGUGGCCAGAGAAGUCAUCAACCGUAUACAGAAACUCAGGAAGAAGGCAAAUCUGGCUCCCCAAGAUGAGAUCACCGUGUUCUACCAGGCCUCGUCAAACUUAACUCGUAUCAUCAGCGAGUUCUCCGACUUCAUCUUCUCCACCCAGGGGGAACAACUCAUCAAGGAGAGCUCAGAGAUCAAGUCUGACAAGAUAGAACUAGCCAUCGUAAGACGAGGCACUGCAUCAGGAGCUCCUUCAAGCUCCACAACAUCACAUCUUGCUCCGGCUCCUGUCAAGAAUGGUGUGAAGCCUAAUUGUAGGUUUCUAAACCUGACGCUGUUAGGAGCAGUUGCCCAAGAGGGUUUCACUGGCAGACAAGGCACAUUACUGUUGGAGAACCCUGUCGGGAGCUUCCCACUGGCUGCAAAAGACUUGGCAGCUGAGGCACAAAGGGUGUUUGGAGUUCGGGGACAGACAGUGAAGGUGUUCGAAGAUGCUGCUCGCACAAAACAGUUUUCACCCGAUUCCAAGAUGGCCGACUACUCCACGCGAACACUUUAUAUAUCUGGUUCAUCCAAUCAGUCAGGUCCAACACCAGCAGGGGUCACCACACCAGUGUGUCACUUUGCUAAUGUUGAGGUCAUCAGGUCAGAAGGCAAGGCUGAGAAGGGGACAUUACUCUUAGAGAACCCUUGAGGUGAUACCCUUUCUGUAGACCAACUUGUAGACCAGGUUAGAGCUGUUUUCGGUGUCAACAGUUCUACUGUGACGGUCAGCAAAACAAGAGACAACAAGGGAGCCUUAACGUCGGCAACAGUGAAAGAGGUGCUGAGUCUACACAGUGAAACGCUAUACGCCAUCAUCAGUUAAUGUGGACAUGGAAUCAGUGUAGCAACAUACUGACGGAUGGAAUUGUUUAUUUUGUUAUUUAAUUUAUGAUAUCAUAACUUAGACAAUUACUAUCUUUGAUUUGCGCCCUUUACAAUUUGAAGUUUGAUUAAUUGCUCAUGUGAUUUAUUCCUAAAUCAACGAACUGGCGCGUCAGACAAACAAAUUACUCUACACCAUGAUGGAGGUAUGUUUGUGUUCUAUUCUGGGACAGUAUGACAAAGAUGUUUGGGGAUUCUGGCAUAGUGAUUAAGGCACUCGCAUGUCAAAUAGAAGUACCAGGUUUGAUUCCUUACAUGGUCACAUGUUAAUUACCUUUUGAAGUUGGCACCCACCGUUUUGCUGAAAUAACACUGAAAACAAAACAAAACCUCACUCUCAUUAAAAGAUGUAUAAACGUUAAGAUUUAGGUAUAUCUGAAUCAGUGAAUGAUUAUAUUUAUCACUUGUUAACUCAUCGGGGGCACUGGUGGCCCAGUCGUCUAAGGCGCCACCAUUCGCACUGCAGAGUUGCGUUCCUUGGGCACGCCAGACACCUGUGAUUGUGGGUUUGAAUCCUGGUUCGCCCCGAUUAUGUUUCUA